AUGUCCACUUCAGCUAGUACUACAACAGUUGAAGAUUCCAACAUUUUCCCAGUUGAAUUGAUUAAUCAUCAUCAAGUUGGUAAGAAUGAAUCAUCAACUAGAUCUAGUGUCAAUUUCAAUUUAUUGAAAACUCAAGUCCCUAAAACUGGUGAGAAAAUUUCAUUAGAAACUCCAAUUUCUAAAAAAUUAAUUGCACAAGCAUUAUCUCAAGAGAUUUCAUCAAUUAAUCAUGAAACUUGUGAACCAGGAGCUGAAGAUUCAUUUUUCGUUUGUGAUUUAGGUAAGAUUGAAAGAUUGGUCAAGAUUUGGAAACAAAAUUUAUCAAGAGUGCAUCCAUAUUAUGCAGUUAAAUGUAAUCCAAAUCCUGAAGUUUUGAAAUUAUUGGCCAAAUUAGGUGUUAAUUUUGAUUGUGCUUCCAAAGGUGAAAUUGAAUUGGUGUUAUCCUUAGGUAUUGAUUCUUCAAGAAUCAUUUAUGCACAUCCUUGUAAAGUUGGAUCAUUCUUGAGAUUUGCAGAUAAAAACAAUGUUAAUUUAACAACUUUUGAUAAUGCUGAUGAAUUAUACAAGUUGAAGAAAUUCCAUCCAAAUUGUAAAUUAUUGUUGAGAAUCAUUACAGAUGAUGAAUCUGCUCAAUGUAGAUUGAGUACAAAGUAUGGAGCACCAAUUUCAAAUGUUGAGAAUUUAUUAAAAUUGGCUAAAGAAUUAGAUUUACAAAUUGGAGGUGUUUCAUUCCAUGUUGGAUCAGGUGCAAGUGAUAAUGAUUCAUUAAUCAAGGCUGUUUAUGAUGCAAGACAAGUUUUCAAUAUGGGUAGAUCAAUGGGGUUCAAUAUGGAUUUAUUAGAUGUUGGUGGUGGGUUUUCCUAUGAAUCUUUUGAUACAGCAUCAAGAGCAUUAAACUAUGCAUUGGAUGAAUAUUUCCCAGCUGAAUAUGGAGCUCAAGUCAUUGCAGAACCUGGUCGUUAUUUCGUUGCUAAUGCGUUUACAUUGGCUACACAUGUUAUGGCUAGAAGAGGUGGAUCAGUUUUCGAUUCUUCAAAUUCCACACCAGCCAUGAUUUAUGUCAAUGAUGGUGUUUACGGGAACAUGAAUUGUAUUCUGUUUGACCACCAGACACCAAUCGCCCAUGUCCUGAGCCACCGUGGAGAAUUCUUGUAUGGAGACCUGAAUCCCCAUGAGAAUAACAGGUUCCAAGUCUCCCUCUGGGGGCCAACCUGUGACGGGCUGGACUGUAUCUCCCAGAGCACCUAUUUGUCCCACAAUGUGACUGUGGGCGACUGGCUCUACUUCCCAGACCUCGGUGCCUACACCUCAGCAGCAGCCUCGCCCUUCAAUGGCUUCAAGGCCCAGGCAAACACCGUCUACGUCAACUCUGAAUUAUAA
Messenger RNA from Hansenula anomala, 1380 nucleotides. It is a transcript of the gene SPE1, whose product is annotated as ornithine decarboxylase SPE1. The coding region runs from base 1 to 1380 and encodes 459 amino acids. Gene Ontology annotation, molecular function: ornithine decarboxylase activity. The record is from RefSeq and is a predicted model, not a curated record. Gene Ontology annotation, cellular component: cytoplasm. NCBI's taxonomy places the organism in Eukaryota, Fungi, Ascomycota, Saccharomycetes, Phaffomycetales, Wickerhamomycetaceae. The transcript has a single exon.